Mollisia scopiformis is the source of this 719-nucleotide messenger RNA. RefSeq lists its product as uncharacterized. Bases 138 to 620 code for a protein of 160 amino acids. NCBI's taxonomy places the organism in Eukaryota, Fungi, Ascomycota, Leotiomycetes, Helotiales, Mollisiaceae. The transcript has a single exon. The record is from RefSeq and is a predicted model, not a curated record.
AUUGCGUUGCCUAGAGAUGUAUCUGCCGUUUGUGCUUACGGUAACCCCUUUCAUUCGCAAGUUGCAACGAUAAGUAUGAGGAAUAGCAUAGCAUGCCUCGUUCACGCCGUACAAUCACCUCACUGGAUGCAAGAUAGAUGCAGGAGCGUAUCCGUCGCAUCCGUUCCGUUUAUGUCAUAUCAUGUCAUCCCAUCCCAUCCCAUCCCUAUCCUACCUAUCCCAGGAUACUCCGUGCAGCUGCAUCGAGGAACCUUAAAUCCGCAUCGGUGUCAUUGCUUAUCUUCCAUAUCGCAAGUUCCCCAUCUUCCUCCCGAAAAAAGCGAUCAGCUCCGUGGCCGCCCCUGUCUUCGCAUCAUCGAGCAUCAGCUCUGGCAGCGUUCGCAGACCGUCUCUCCAUAGAACAUCCAAAGGCUGGUCGAGGCUCUCAAGCGUGGCGAAUAACGAGAGACAGAUGGACAGUUCGAUCGCGGGCACCGACACCGUGCCGCGUGGGAUUGCCAGUCCGUCCAAAUAGUCUCCCACCAUCAGCAUUUGAGUUAACAGUAGCGACAUCCAGGAAAGCUUGGCAUACGACGCCACGAAAGCCUCUUUGCAUGCCUGUGAUUCUCACCACUCGGUAAAGGGUUUGCGCCGAGAUUGUACGGGUGCAUCGUGCCAUUCUUGUACUGUAUAUGCUUAUUCGCAGGAUGGGCAAAAGAGGCUGAUGUAUAUCAAGCGAU